AUGAGCAUCCCCGAUGACACUUAUACUUCGUUUACUAGAACCGACACAGACGCGCCUGUCAUUUCGUCUUCUCGACGUUCAAAGUCGAAAGACCAAGAAUUAACCAGCGAAGAAGCCUUAAAAAAAUUGAUUCAAGCGGCGAAUCACAUUCUUGCUGAGCACCGAAAGAGUCUACCCAAAAUAUCAGUGCUAACAUGGACACGAGAAUUCCUCUCUCGUAAAGAUUCCAAAUUGAUAAUUCUAUCUGUUAUCUUAUUGAUUGCUUUCUACGCUUAUGGGGCAAUAAAGAGUGAUCGAUAUCAAUUCCGUUUGACUGGAAUCCUCGUGGAGGCCAUUAUGAUUCUGUUAAUGCUAAUAUGGAAUGGAUUUCUCUACUUCAGAGAGAAAAGAGCUUCUUUGUUAGAAUUGACUCUGAGGGUUGAAAAGAUUAUUGAACAAAUGAAAACGACAGAAAUAAAAAACAUUCAGGAAAUGAGGAUCCCAUUCGUUCCAUCAAUAACAUUUACAAAAGUAUUCCGGGAUGGAAUAGAAAGUACAAUACCAACAUACCUUCUGGUAGAAGGUGACAUAGUUGAGCUAUUCUUUGGUGACGUAGCUCCAUGCCAGAUGCAGUUUAUUGCACCGACAGACGCCGAUCUCUCCCCAAGUAAACUGACAUUAAAUACAAAUGAAGUGUUUAAACCAUCAUUUUUCUCAGAACCCGAGCCGCAAUUACUACUGGACAAUCACAUUUCCAAUCGUGGUCGAUAUAGAUUCAAAAUAAUAGAAACGCCAUGGGCGAACAAUCUUAAAUGUGUACUUAAUCAACGGCGCCCUGCAACUGUGCUGUGCAGACAGGCCCAAGUGCUGGAGGAUGUAUUUUUUAAGAAAGCUAUAUUCAUUAUAUUUGCUAUUGUUUUCCUUAUGACUUUACCGAGAUAUAUCGUGUACGAAGUGAUCAAAAGCGAUCGACGAAAUCAAGCGCUUGAGUCUUUAAUCGUGUUACCAGUAUACUGCAUUUUACCAAUCCUUCCAUUUACGUUCCCUACACUUUGGUUGGUCGUGCGUAGUUUUAGUAAUGCUACUGUACUCGUGCUGUUCGAGUUACUUCAGAUAUCAAAGACAGAUUAUGAAGACGAUGAUGAAGUGGACGAAUUUGAUGCUGAAGCUCCACCGCCCACUAAGAAUGUGCAUCUGGAUCGAGCUGCUGUAUGGAGUAAAUUUCGUUAUUUAUUAACACAAUGGGAUUUAUCUGCAUUGCCUCGGACAAACAAUCUUUUUGAGUCACUGGGAAGCACUACUGUUAUCUGUUCACUUGAUCGAGAAGGGACAAUAUCGUCUCCAUAUCCUUCGGUUAAGCAAAUAUUCUUUCCCAUCGAGAACGAAGAGACGACUCGACUUGACGUUGCAGAGGAUCCUGAGAUGCCAUUUGGUGUCAGGUUUGAAGAUCAAGACUGGUCGCAAUAUAUGUCAUCCUUGAAACCGCUGGGUCUUAAUCUCCUACUCAAUACAACUUGUGGUGCUCUCCAAGGCCGCAAGCGCAUCGAUCAGCAUCAAAAAUGGUCCAAGCUCCACCGUUAUGCCAAAACUAAACCAGCCAGGCAAUCUUGCUUAUGCCAAUUGGGCAAGGAAAUAGGAUUUACUGACGAUGCCCUUCAGGCAUUCGUCAGAAGGAAAGAGAUUUACGCUUUUGCUCCUUAUCAUCCAUCACUACGCGAGCGCAUACGUGAUGACCAAUGGGAAUUACCAAUUAUGGUUUCGUUGAUAUAUGAAGAGGAAGGAUCGGGGAGUUAUCAGUUAUUAUCCGAAGGACACGCGGAAGUCAUAUUGGAUAGCUGCUCUGAUUAUUGGGAUGGACGAGGAUUGAGACCUAUGAGCCAAGCGAUGGAGAAGAAAAUAUACGAUUUCUACCAAAACGCCAUUGUAAACGACCUCCAAUGCAUAGCCUAUGCCUACCGUCCAAUAAACACCGAAAAUGGCAACCCCAUUCCUUUUCUUGAUUCUCCUUCGUCUUCUAACAUUGCAUUCAUCAUGCUACCGCCUUCCGAAGAUUAUGUCGUAUACGCGGCAUCCGGCUCUAACGUCUCGAUCACUACCUCUAAUCCUCCUUCCCUCUCCACCACGCCAACCGAUCUCUCCAGAUCACAACUUAUCAGACUGAAACAUCUUCAGGCUGGUCAACUGGAAGCUAAUCUUCAUGAUUUUGUAUUCGAUGAUCGAGUCACGCAUAAAGAUGAAGAAAAGUUCUAUAGGGAAGUGAUAAACGGGCAGAUAUUUUUAAGUAUGGCAACAUUAGGUCAUGAACCAAAAGUGGAUGUGCGAGAUUUUAUUGAGGAUCUCAAUUUAGCGGGCAUUAGAUUUGUCUACUUUUCACCGACAGCAGAACGUGAGAGCAAAGCUUACGCCGAAGAACUCGGUCUCGAAACCGAUUGGAACAGUUGUAUACUUCUAUCCUCCCCUGGUGACGCAAAUUCGUCUUCUAUGGGCUAUCGUGAACCGCACGACAUCAAAGCUCGCCUCCCACGAGGUGUUGGCUCUAUCCGCAGUCACCUUACAAAAGUCGACGACAUUCCAUUACACGUCUCACUUUUCGCCGAAUGCACACCCUCUACAACUCUAGAAAUGAUGAAAAUAUUUCAAGAAUACGGAGAAGUCGUAUGUUGUAUCGGGAGUUCCCUGAACGCAGCUAACGCGCAAGCAUUUGCAGUGGCUGAUGUUAGCGUAGCUAUGGAGCCGAUGCACACAAGGGUGCAGAUGAGAAACGGAAUGUGGUGCGCGAGCGGACGUGGAGUAAAGGAGGGAUUGGCUGUUGGGGCCAUGUUGAACAGUUUGCCAUGUGCAUUGUUCAUGCAAUAUGACACUAGUCUUUAUGCACUAACCGAUGUUAUCAGAGAGGCAAGGAGGUUGACGAAUGCGGGUGCUGCAUUCCUCAUAGGCAGCUAUUUGGCAACGUCCAUUCUUUUGAUUCUCUCUUCUUGCCUUUUUUUGCCACCUAUCUUCACUGGCUAUCAAAUACUCUGGAUAAUGUGGAUUAUUUGUCCCAUGCUGGCUUUUUCAUUCUUGUUUAAUCCCCACGAAGCUGAUACAAUGACAACAAUGACUGGGAAGAACAACGAACAUCUAAAAGAUUUCAAGCGCUUUGUCAUCUAUUUCGUCUUACGAUUCUUUCUGCCGAUCUGUUUCUGUAUUGCUGUGUUUGUUAGUUCGCUGUAUUAUUUCGAUGGACAACAUGAUCUCUCUUUUGUUUUCGGAUCUUAUGGAAAUGUCGAUUGGUUGAAAUUGGAUAGUGACCAGCAGUGGGCCCUUGUGUAUGCUCAGAAUUAUGCCUUGUUUGCGUUUGUAUGGUAUCUGGCAUGUACUUCGAGUACAUUCGUUCAUCGAACUCUUUCGUUGCGCGGUUUUCCGCCAUUCAAGAACAGAAUGUGGGUCGCCAUGUUCUUUGCCAGGUAA
Molecule: messenger RNA, 3429 nt
Organism: Paraglomus brasilianum
Lineage: Eukaryota; Fungi; Glomeromycota; Glomeromycetes; Paraglomerales; Paraglomeraceae
Source: the annotation of a GenBank genome assembly